AUGCCGGAUCAUGCAGUGAUACCGUUGAAAGGUGCCGCACGGUGUUCGUCGAGCACGGAUACGGCCAUUUCAUGCCAGAAGGGACGGCGUGGAACCACCGCUUCUCACAUCUGGUACCGUACGGCAGUAAAUACCACACGUAUCUGGUCGCGCGAGCGGCAGCAUCACUCGUAUGGCGACAUCUUUUUGAAAAAGACCCCUUAA
Messenger RNA from Soboliphyme baturini, 204 nucleotides. NCBI's taxonomy places the organism in Eukaryota, Metazoa, Nematoda, Enoplea, Dioctophymatida, Soboliphymatidae. The record is from the annotation of a GenBank genome assembly.